Messenger RNA from Rotaria socialis, 437 nucleotides. Lineage: Eukaryota; Metazoa; Rotifera; Eurotatoria; Philodinida; Philodinidae. The record is from the annotation of a GenBank genome assembly.
AUGAAUACUCGGCGUGUGUACCCAGUGAUUAUAAUGGCUCGGAUUCCAGCCUUAGCUCGGAUUCCAGCUUUGGCUCAGAUUCCAGAAUUGAGUCAGGCUCCAACACUGCCCCGAAUCCAUUCUGUGGAAAGUCCUAUUGUCAUCCAUGCACCACUGGAAGAAGUAGAAACAGUUGAAGAACAACAAAAUGAUAAAUCGAAGCGAAAACAAUACCGUUUAUUUAUAUGCGCAAUGAUUACCUGUUUAUUAUUGGCUAGUGCUGUCGCAGCUCCGUUAUUGUAUAUCUAUCUUACCCCGAAAGGAGGCACAGGAACAACUACAACAACAACAACAACAACAACAACGACAACAACCGCAACUACAACAACAAGUACCACCGCAACAAGCACAACAACAUCAACUGCUACGACCAUCACAACAACUACUACAACUACAUC